AUGACUUCUUGUUUGGUUCCCGAGUUUGCUGCCGUGGUGGCUGUUUUGGAGCAUGUGAAGGAACUGGACAAGCUGGUGGAGGAGGAGGGAGCACCGCUCACCUGCGAGGCCUGUCACCAUCGCACAGAGAUAGUGGCUGCUGUCACCGAGCUGGAGGCCAUCAGGCGCGCUGUCCACGAGCAGCUGGAGGUGGAAACCAUCAAAAACAGUAACCUGAGACACCAGCUUCACGGUAUGCGGGAGAAAAUCAGCCGAGAGAUCAUGGCUGAUGUGGCGGCGGCCAGGGAAAGAAAUGCCAAAGAGAUAGAGCAGCUGCAUAACGACAUCAACACCGUCUCACAGCAACAGGAGGCCAUGGUGGAGAGACAGAAAGUGCUCUUGAGACAAAACGCUGAGCUGUGCGCAGAGAGAGAGCAGUGCAAGACUGAGCAUGAGAAUAACACAGUCACCCUAAGCUGUCACAUAAGUCAAAUGUCCGGCCUGAAGGUCCAGUUGAACCAGACACUCAAAGACGAAGAGGACCUCAAGACUUGCAUCGCUGCUGUCAAAGACAACAAAGUGACUCUACAGCAUAAAAUGAUACAGGAGAUGGAGGCGUUGACUGUGACCAACGACGGCCUGGUUAAAGAGGUGCAGCAGACUGUGAAGAAAAUUCACCAGCAAAGGCGAGACAACGCAAAGAACAAGAGGGAGUUGGAUAGAGUUAAUGAUGAGAUACGGGACAAGAACAUCCGUCUCAGUCAGCUGGCAUGUCGCAUCGCCCAGCUGGAGAAAAGUAUCACUGGACUGGCAGCUUCUCAGCACCAGUGUGAGAAACAGCUGGAAGAGCACAAGGAGAUGCUUAAAGAACUUGCACAGCAGAGAGAAACGCUGGAGAAGCAGCCCCAUGAGCUAAAUGAGACCUUCGACGACGCCACCCAACAUCUUAAAGAACUCAUUGCCACAGUGGACUGUGAGAUGGAGGAGGGCAGAGCCAUGGGAAGCAUCCUUCAGGAUUCCCUGGCCGAAGUCUUGGAGCAAUUCACGGCUCAACAGAGAAUAGAGAACGGAGUGAAGGCUGAAAACCUCGGCAUUUCCCGACGACUGGAACAAUCUCAACUGCGACUCGAGAUGCGAAUCAAAAGCCACAAUGAGAUAAGCGAGAUGGACGAGCAGAUCACACAACUCCAGGAGAUCAGCGUCAUCGAGGAGGAUCUGUUUCAGAAGAAUCGUAAUGGCUUGCAGGGCCAGCUGGAGAUUGAGAGGGAGAACAUCAGCCAGUUUGAGGAGAAGAAAAAGCAAUUAAGUCAGGAUCUGGACAAGGCGAAGAAGGAGCAGGAGGAGCACGUGGCACAAGUCACCGCUGACAUCGACAACAUGAGGAGGAGAUAUCAGGAACUAGAGCGAGAGAGAGUUUCGCUCCAGCAGCACCAGGGUGUAAGCGGUAAGAUUGACUCGCUGAUGAGGCUCACGUCCCAGGCCGAGUUAGACUACAAGGAGAUGGAAAGGACAUACCAGCAGGAAAUGCAACAAAUCAUCUCUGAGACUGAGCAUGUCACGGAGUGCAGUGAGGAGAAGGAGAGGGAGGUGCAGGAGAAAGAGGAGGCCCUGAGGAACGUGGAGGUCAGGUUUGACAAGGAGCAGUCCACACACCAGCGACUGGAAAAACUCAUCUCUAAGCUGAGGAGUCAGAGAGACCAGCUGGAGAUGUCUAUUCAGGAGCUGAAGGAGAACACCUGCUCUCUUCUUCAGCCCAAGGAGGAGAUGAAGGCACAGCUGGAGGCGCUGCGAGCGCAGUAUCUGAACCAGCUGGACAGCCAGGCCUCAGAGCUGGGGUCGGUGGAGAGGAGCAUCUAUAACACAGAGGUGAAGCUGGAGCAGGUCAGCAUGGAGAACAGCAGGCUGCACCUGCGGAUAGCGUUGAUGAAGGACGACGUGGCCAUGGCGAGGAAGGACAGAUACUUGCAGGAGAUUCACUGCUUCAGAGAGGAAAUCGGCUCCUUGUAUGAAGGUUUGGAGGAGGCCUGGAGAGAGGACUUGCGGUUGACUAAGGAGCGCCAAGGCAACGACCAAACUUUGUUGGAGUCCAUGGAUUCUCUGUUGAAAUGUCAGCAGACCCGGAGGCUUCAGUUAGAGAACAUCAGCACACAUCUGAACCAACAGCUGUCAUGUAUCAGCAAACUACUGGAUAGGCAAAUCAAUUUAAGUGUCAAAUGAAUUCAUAACAAUAAAUCUCAGCAUAACUGCAUAAAAGAAUACAAUGUGAGGAAUGACACAGAAUUGAAACAGCUCAAGGGUGUUGACCACAUUAAAAAGCAUCAAAAUUGCAAUGUGUUCACUUUUUAUUUUUGAUAGUGACCCCAACACCCCCUCGUCAUAUAUACUGCAUAUGCAUUUUUAACAGAAAACUAUAGUAGUCUGUGUUUCGUUCUG
Myripristis murdjan (pinecone soldierfish) is the source of this 2412-nucleotide messenger RNA. RefSeq names its product coiled-coil domain containing 175 (gene ccdc175). The coding region runs from base 1 to 2196 and encodes 731 amino acids. Lineage: Eukaryota; Metazoa; Chordata; Actinopteri; Holocentriformes; Holocentridae. The record is from RefSeq and is a predicted model, not a curated record. The transcript has a single exon.